GUUAUAAAAGAAAUGAGUGAGUGCUUCAAGUCCAGCAUAGCCAUAUCCUAUCUGUCCGGCAGCAGCCACACCCUGUUGUCUUAGAAAUAGACUAAAACGUCAAGUCAUUUCAGAGACCUCUCCUGUCAAGCGGAACGGGACUAUCAGUUACUCUGUCACUCCCAUCAUGGAAGCUCUGCUGAAGUCUAUGCAUAAUACCUCUCCCAAAGCAAAUUCUCAUGAGAUGUGGUGGGGUACACUGGGCACUGUGCGACCCUUCCCCAACUUCAACUCAGAGAAGGAUGCCCGCGAAAUUCAAACUGCCUUGGAGAGCAAAGCCAGUGACGUGAACACUCUGGUGAGAAUCUUGACCAAUCGAAACAAUGCUCAGAGACAGAGCAUCGCAGAGUCCUACCAUAACCUCACACAGAAGGAGUUGUGUCCUGCCCUGAAGAAAGCUCUGUCAGGGGGGCUGGAGCAACUCAUGCUGGGGCUGAUGAUGACCCCCUCUCAGUUUGACGCCCAUCGCCUCAGACAGUCCAUGGAGGGUAUUGGUACAGAUGAAGAGAGUCUAUUGGCUGUGUUGUGUACCAAAUCACCACAGCAGCUUAAAGAUGCCACUAUUGCCUACAAACAGGAGUUUGGACGUUACUUGGAGAAUGAUCUUAUCAGUGAGACUAGUAAAGACUUCACUAAGCUGGUACUGGCCAUACUCAAGAAGGAGGAGCUGAAUUCAAAGGAGAUGGUUGAUUAUCAGCUCAUUGACCAGGAUGUUAAGGCUCUAAAUGAUGCUGUGAAUGGUAAGAAAAAGGACCCAGUCCCCUGGAUUCAGGUGUUAACCACGAGAGACUCAAACCAUCUCAACAGAGUGCUAUCCAGGUUGGAGGAUCUGAGAGGGGAGACUGUGGAUAAAACAGUACAGAGUCACUUCUCUGGGGACCUGAGGCUUGGCUUCCGCACUCUGGUUGGCUCCAUCCCAAGCAUUCCUUUGUUCCUGGCCCAGCGGCUACACAGCAACAUUAAGAAAGGCAGUUUAGUGCAGGGGAUUCUUAUCAGCCACAGUGAAGAGGACCUCCUCUGUGUGAGAAUCGAGUAUCGCAAACUGACCAACAUUUCACUCUACUCUACAUUGCAGAAAGAAUACAAAGGGGAGAUGCAGCAGGCUCUCCUAGCCUUGUGUCGAUCUGAAGACCUGUAAAGGAAGAAUUCCUUUUAACCUACACACAGUAUUGUCACACUGGUAUAAAGGGAUCGGGAGACAGGUGCAGGAAUGCGUAAUAGGGUUUUUUAUUUAUCCAAAUUACAGCGUGCCAUGCACGGCGACGGCGACCAAACAAACACUAUACAAAACACAGGGUUGAGACCCAAACAAAAGAGCGAGGAGUACCUCGAAUAAAUACACAAUCACACAAUGAUUAUCAUACGGGACGAGACCCGUAAUCAUCUGCACAAUAUACGUGGCACGAAAUCCAAAACAACACAGCACAGGUACUCACACGACCAACGGACAUUGGAACAAUAAACGACAGGACAAUGGUGAACAAAGGGCACACUUAUACAAUUACUAAUCAACUGGGAAUAGGGACCAGGUGUGCGUAAUGACAGUUCUGGAGGGAUCUGUGACAAGUACAUAUUAUUUCCGUUGUUGUAACCUAAUAACUGGUAUUAUGUCACUCCAUUAAACAAUUUACCUGUCUUUGAUAUUUCAGCACAUUUUGCCAUAAUUUGACCAAGUCUAUUUCACCCAUAGUGCUAACUAUUAUGAAGGGGUAAUUUGCCUUAAAGUAAACGAAUUUCAAACAUCUCA
Molecule: messenger RNA, 1786 nt
Organism: Oncorhynchus tshawytscha (Chinook salmon)
Lineage: Eukaryota; Metazoa; Chordata; Actinopteri; Salmoniformes; Salmonidae
Product: annexin A2
Exons: 13
Coding region: 167-1177 (336 amino acids)
Cellular component (GO): cytoplasm
Molecular function (GO): calcium ion binding; calcium-dependent phospholipid binding
Source: RefSeq, a predicted model, not a curated record